Molecule: messenger RNA, 1736 nt
Organism: Salvia miltiorrhiza (redroot sage)
Lineage: Eukaryota; Viridiplantae; Streptophyta; Magnoliopsida; Lamiales; Lamiaceae
Product: probable vacuolar amino acid transporter YPQ3
Exons: 11
Coding region: 303-1574 (423 amino acids)
Source: RefSeq, a predicted model, not a curated record
AUUUAUUUAUCACUCUCUCUCUUUGCAGAAACGGAGAUCUCUUCUCAGAAAUAAAAUAAAUUAUUUUCCCAUUUUUCAUUACGUAAGUUGGCAGCUGCCAUUUUAUCACGCAACUUGGCAUUAACAAUAUUUGAUUUUCCAGUGUUUCUUUCUCGUUUUGAUUUUCGCAGUAUUUUCAUGGUAGAAAUUAAUUAAAAUCUGUAGCCAGAUAUAACCUUUCCACCUUCUUCUUCUUGUCGCAACGCACCACUCUCCAAUUGAAUAAACUAACAGUUUUCACAGAGACAGAGAGGGAGAGAGAGAUGAAAAUUGCAGCGCAGAGUGCGGCGUCGUAUUGCGUGGAGGAGAAGAAGGCAUGCAUCGGUUGGGCGGAGACGUAUUUCAAAGACUGCCUCUGCAACGCCGGCGAUGAGAUUUCCUUCGCCUUCGGACUCUUCAGCCUCCUCUUCUGGGGAGUUGCUGAGAUCCCUCAAAUCAUCACCAAUUUCAGAACCAAAUCCGGCCAUGGAAUCUCCAUCUUCUUCCUCCUCACUUGGAUCCUCGGCGACAUAUUUAAUUUAAUGGGAUGCCUUCUCGAACCUGCGACGUUACCAACCCAGUUCUACACAGCGGUGCUCUACACUGUGACCACGGUGGUUUUAGUUAUUCAGAGCUUUUACUACGAUUAUUACCGAAGGUGGCGAAACGUUCAACCUAAAGAAUCAGAUCAAGAGGUUGAUGAAGACCUGAAGAAGCCUCUAAGAGCAACACCACAAACUGAUUCCUCCAUUCCAAUACCCUCCACUCGAUCUGCAACGCCUCGUAGAGAAGCCUAUUACUACACCUCUGCAAGAUCAAUGGCUGCGAGCACGACUCCGCCUAUUCGUAUGCGCUCUUAUCUUUGGCCCAUCAAGAGUGGUCCUUCUGCUGUGGGAAUCGACAACGACUCUUCAUCAGACGACGAAGCUCCACCCAUUCCACCGCGGAAUGCUGUCAGCAGGCCUAAACCAAUUCCAAGAUCUGCAGGAUAUGGAGCGUUUUUGGCUACAUCGAUGAAUAUGCCUCGAGAAUCAAAGGCGUUGGUGCAAGUGUAUCUUGGAUUGAGUGGGAGGAAACUACUGCAAGUGGGAUUGAAUGAAGAAAACGGAGCAGAGAGCGCGUUAGGUCAGUGGUUAGGAUGGAUGAUGGCUGCCAUUUACAUGGGUGGAAGGCUACCUCAAAUAUGGUUAAAUAUUAAACGAGGAAGCGUUGAGGGAUUGAAUCCUCUCAUGUUUAUCUUUGCACUUGCUGCUAAUGCUACUUAUGUAGCCAGCAUUCUUGUGAGAUCAACUGCCUGGGACAAAAUUACAGCCAACUUGCCCUGGCUGCUGGAUGCCGCGGUCUGCGUGCUGCUCGACUUAUUCGUAUCCUUCCGAGAUGUCGAAAUUUUACGAGUUUAUGAUAAGCUUUUAAUUGAGAUAUUAAGAUCAUGUGUUCAAAUCUCAUUAAAGAACCUUAACUUGUUUGAGCAGAUAAUAUUACAGUAUGUUUACUACAGAUAUUAUAGGAAGGAAAGGCGCUGCAGCGGAGAAGAAUACGUUGAAGCCAGAAAAUGAGACAAUGUAUUUGUUGUUAUGAUAAAUAAAGCCUCUCAUCUUAUGAUUUUUUUUUUUUUAACCUUUUUAUUUAUGUAUUUUUCCGACUGAUUUUUAUUCGUUACACUUAGUAGAUCAAUUUUGGAAAUAUUGCUUUUUCUUCGAAAAAGUUUGUAAAAUUUA